AUGCCGCUCGCAGCCGCUCGCCUCCUCCCCCUCCUCCUCCCCCUCCUCCUCCCCCUCCUCCUCCUCCUCCAUCUCCGUUCGCUUCCACUUCAUCGAGGAGCCCCAUCCCGGCAACCCUGGCGGGAGGGGGUCAGGCAAAUUCAGUUGCAAUGGGAUUCGGUCACCCAAGGCAACUUCACGGAUCAGACGCGUCCUCCCAUGCCCGAGGACCCUGCUCGCCUCGUCGCCAUGGCCUCGCAGUUUCUCAACCUCCACUUCCCCAACAUUUCCUCCCUCCUCCCGUCCAUCAACUCCUCCUCCUUCGUCCCCCUCAACGCCUCCGGCCCCAGGAUCGGUCUCAACCUCGCUCCUGCCAUACCGCCAGGGAUCGGCAUGACCCUGCAUCAGUCAUCGCACAACUGUCGGGUGCUGGACGAGCCGCAUUUACCAGACAGCGUGUGGGUAUGCCAGUACGAGAACCAGGGUCAGAGCAUGUUACAGUUCGUCGCAAUUCAUCGCUUCAACCAGAGAAUCGCUUUCGACGUCCCGGGCACGUUGGAUGACGCGCGUGCUGCGGUAUCGCCGAGUCUCCUGCGAAUUCACGAUACUCUCUUCACAGGUCUUGUUCGCAAGGCGAAGUCCGAGGCUGUUGACUCGCUCCCCGUCCUCCACUGGCCGGAAGCUCCGAGACCAAACGAGUCCUCCCCUCUCGUCAACCAAUCUGCUCCUCCCCUACUCAACCAGUCUGACCCGCAAUGUGCCAUCUGCUGCGAGCAGCAGGAGGAUGGACAGCUUGUUGCUUGGCUACCCUGCGGUCAUAACUUUCACGACGAGUGCCUCAAGCCAUGGCUGGAGAGAGCAAGCACCUGUCCCUCCUGCAGGAUCCUUCUGCUCAUCCACAUAUUUGUGCUCCUCCUCUUCUACUCUUCUCCUCCCUGCCCCCCUCCGUCUCUCCUUUUCCUCGACCACCACCUCCGUCUCCUCGUCCUCCAACUAGCCUACCUGGCUGGUUCAUCCUCCCAGGGUCACCGUCCUCGCAGGUUCACCCUCCCAGCUGAGCUCCACCCGCUGGAGAGUGAGCAGGCGGAUGAGGGUCUACCACCAGAGGGCGACAUAUUUCAGAAUGACCUCCUGGGCUCGAUGAUGGGCAUGGACGGCACGAGACCGCACGUGCACUUUCAUAGGUGUAAUCACACGCUCUGCAACGCGUGCUUCAGCAUCUUCAGGCGGACCUGCACUCAAGUUAGCAUCAGUCGUAGCAUCGAGGAAUCGAUCGUGAGGACCCAAGAAAGUCCAGCUACCUCCAACGUGGCGAAUGGAACCCAAGAAGUUGGGGAGGCAGAAGCAGCGCAAGGUAGUGGUGUGGGGGGGCAGGAGCUACUUCAACAGCUUGCCCUGGGUCAGCUCCAGCCGCAGCAGUGCGAGGAUGAGACGAGGACGGGUAGGGAGGUAGGAGGAAGUCAAGGCAGCGGGGAGCAGGAUCAGCAGGAACUAGCGGCAGCCUCGACCGUAUCGACUGAUCAGACAGAUCGACCGCAAGCAGUGGAGGCAGGGAUGAAGAACGUGUCUGCCGAGCAGGAGGCGGCGGGCAAUGAGAACAUUCCUCUUCCUCUUCCUCCUCUUCCUCUCAGAUCCCCGAGAGAUCUCCGAGCUCGGCGAGUCCUCUUGCGAGCAAUCAACGAUUAUCUUGCACAGCUCGCUGACGAGGACGAGGACCCAGCGAUCCGGAUCGCCAGUUACGCGCUGAAGCAGCGCAAGGAGGAGGGAGAGGAGGAUGAUGCUGAGCCCAUCCCCCUAGAAGCUAUGCUAGAGCUGUCGAGGAGCGCGCAGGAGCGGGGGGAGGCACUGAAGGAGGACGGCAACGAGGAGCUGAGAAGAGGACGUCUGAGAGAGGCGAAGGACCUCUACCUGCGUGCCCUUGCCGCAUGCCCAUCGGGGCCAACGGCGAGAAGCUACCUCGUCAACUUGGCGAUCGUCUGCUCCAGGCUCGGGGAGUGGGAGGAUGCGCUGCGGCACGUCGAGCGAGCGUUGGAAGCACACGAGGGCUACGUGAAGGCAGAGGUCCUGCGAUGUCGCGUGCUCAUGAACCUCUGGAGGGUGGAGGAGGCGGCAAGGGCGAGCCAGCGCUUCUUGGAUCGCCUGAGCGGGACGGGCAGGGAGGAGGAAGGGACCUCCAUGCGGGAGCUGCAGCGCAAGAUCCGCUUCCACCAGGUCCUGAACUCUCGCGGGUUCACCGUGGACUUGAGCAAGAGCCCAGCAGUGCUGCGGGGCUUUGACAGCAUGAGCGCGUGCGUGGUGAUGUUCAACGCGGCGUACGGGAGCGCAUGGAAGUUCUUCAUGGGAGGAAAGAGCAGCCUGACCUUCAACUUCACCCUCUCCUUCCUCCCCCCCCGCGGCCUCUGGCUCCACGUGCGGCACCUUGCGGCGGCAGGAGGGGAAGAAGGGAUAGAGGAGCCCAAAGCGAUGCUGGACGUGAGGGUCAACGAGCGGUACGUCAAGCACCUGCACACCCUGAAGCCUAGCCAUCACUUCGAGGAGGAGAGCUGGAAGAUCCCCAGCUCGAUGCUCAAGAGAGGCGCAAACAGUCUCUUCAUGCGGUACCUCGACGGGUCCACCCAUCACUACUGGAUCAACCACCUCCUCCUCUCGCCGUCCUCCCUCCCUCCUCGCCCCACCUGA
Guillardia theta CCMP2712 is the source of this 2658-nucleotide messenger RNA. RefSeq lists its product as hypothetical. The transcript has 11 exons. The record is from RefSeq and is a predicted model, not a curated record. The coding region runs from base 1 to 2658 and encodes 885 amino acids. Gene Ontology annotation, molecular function: protein binding. Lineage: Eukaryota; Cryptophyceae; Pyrenomonadales; Geminigeraceae.